Orbilia oligospora ATCC 24927 is the source of this 3639-nucleotide messenger RNA. RefSeq lists its product as uncharacterized. The record is from RefSeq and is a predicted model, not a curated record. Bases 1 to 3639 code for a protein of 1212 amino acids. NCBI's taxonomy places the organism in Eukaryota, Fungi, Ascomycota, Orbiliomycetes, Orbiliales, Orbiliaceae. The transcript has 3 exons. Gene Ontology annotation, molecular function: protein binding; ATP hydrolysis activity. Gene Ontology annotation, biological process: nucleoside metabolic process.
AUGUCCGAGAAUACGCCUCAACCUAUUACCCCGUCGCCAAGAACCCACAAAGAUUACACCGUAGGAUGGGUAUGCGCGCUUCCUCUGGAACGAACAGCAGCGGUAGCAAUGCUUGAUUUUCAGCACCCUCGUCUCGAAAUACCAGCGGCCGACAGGAACGCCUAUACCCUAGGAUCCAUCGGUGAACAUAACAUUGUUAUAGCUUGUUUACCUAAAGGUAUGAUUGGUAAUAACAAUGCUGCGGCGGUAGCUACGCAGAUGGUCAUGACUUUUACGAAUGUUAAAUUUGGGUUCAUGGUUGGUAUCGGUGGGGGUAUCCCGCCUGCAGUUAGACUCGGCGAUGUGGUAGUAGGUACACCGGGAGAUGGGUAUCCUGGUGUCGUCCAAUGGGAUAUGGGUAAAGCGGUCCAAGGAGGCGGCUUUCAGAGGACUGGGGCGCUGGAUAACCCUCCGCGUUCGCUCCUAGCAGCAUUAACAGAAUUGGAGACUGCAUACGAUCUAAACAGCGGCUCCAAAAUACCACAAUAUCUCGCUGAGUUGGAAGCAAAACAACCUAAUCUGGCGAAAAAGUUUUUACGAAACGAAUCGAUGAAAGAUAUAGCCUUUAAAGCAACUGCUAGCCAUCUUAGCAAAAGCGAUGUAAUAUCCCAAACACUCAUCGGAGAGGACGUCGACGAUGACGAGGAGGAAGACGAGGAAGAAGAAGAAGACCAAAUAGAUGACUGCAGAUACUGCGAUAAGACAAAGAUUUUCAGAGAAAAUAACAGAGACAUGCGGGUUCAUUUCGGUUUGAUCGCAUCUGGAAACCAAGUUAUCAAAGAUGCUGCGUUUCGAACCAAGAUAAAUAAAGAACUUUGCAAGAAGGUUCUUUGUUUUGAAAUGGAGGCAGCCGGCUUGAUAAAUGUUUUCCCCUGCCUUGUCAUUCGCGGUAUCUGUGAUUAUGCGGAUUCACAUAAGAACAAAAUCUGGCAGCCGCAUGCGGCCAUCGUCGCUGCCGCAUUUACCAAGGAACUUCUAGGAUAUGUUCAGGGAGUGGACGUGAAACUGGAAAAUUCGGCGAUGGAUUUGAUCUCUGGGAUUGGAGACCAAAUAUAUGAAGCUCGGGCCGAUAUCAAAUUAAUACAUUCCAAUAUGGACAAAGAGGAGAAUCGCCAAAUCAUCUCUUGGCUUACGGGGACCGAUUAUGAGUCGAUUCACGCUGACUACAGGAAGAAAAGGAUGAGUGGAACGGGCGAAUGGAUCACAGAUUCAACAGAGUUUCUGGAAUGGCUUCGGGGUGAUAAACAGACACUUUUUUGCACAGGCCGCCCAGGGGCAGGUAAAACGAUCAUUACGACAAUUGUCAUCGACUGGCUUCAAGAGGUAAUGCCUCACGAGGACAACGGCGAUAUAGGAAUUGCGCAUAUCUAUUUCAACUAUAAGCGUCACGGCGGAGAAACAGUUGAAACUAUAAUCGCGAAUCUCUUAGGACAGCUGAGUCGGAGGCUAUCUUCCAUGCCGAGUAGUGUCAGAGAUCUCUAUGAGCGUGACGCAAAAGGUCAAAACCCAAAAAUAGAACAAUACUUGGAAGCACUAUCAUCUGUUGCCGCUUUGUACUCGAAAGUCCUCAUUCUCGUUGAUGCACUUGAUGAGUGUCAUCUCGGCGAGCGACGGCGAUUUUUGACCCAGAUCUUCAAUUUCCAGACGAAGAGCGGCGCAAAUUUGUUUAUGACCUCAAGAGACAUCCCUGAUAUCAAUGAGUACUUCGGAGAAAGCUUAAAGCUAGAGAUUUCCGGACGGGAAGAAGACUUGCAAAAAUAUAUGGAAGGGAGCCUGCCUGAUUUACCAAGGAUUUUGAGCCAAAAGCCGGAACUCUGGGAACAAAUUCAGCGCAAGACUUUGAAAGCCGCUGACGGAAUAUUCUUACUUGUAGCUCUGCGUUUUGAAUAUCUUAGGAACUUGGUUACCGAAAACGAAAUCCUUGAGGUCUUAAAGAAGGGCCCAGGGACGGGAUCCGACAGCGUGUAUCAUGAGGCAUACGACCAAAUUAUGACUAGGAUUCAAGGCCAACAUAAACAUUCAUUUUCGCGUGCAAGAGGCCUUUUAUCUUGGCUAACCGGCUCAAAGCAACAACUUACCACACAAGAGCUUCGUCACGCUCCUGCCGUUCAAGUCGGACAAUCGCAGUUCGACGAAAAAGAUAUUCCUGAUUUGGGAAGGGUGGUAUCAUUCUGUUGUGGAUUAGUUGCCUUUGAUGAAGACAGUGACAUUAUUCGCUUAGUCCAUUAUACAGCGCAGGAUUACUUGAUGGAAAAUCAAAGCGAGUGGCUACCAAAUAUGGAAACCGAAAUCGCAGAGAGUUGUGUCACUUAUCUAUCAUAUGAAGUUUUUAGAACAGGUGCACGUAAUGCCGGGGGUACUUUUCAUGAAAGACUUCGAUCUAACCCUCUGUAUGAGUAUGCUUCGGCAAACUGGGGAUACCAUGUUAACGCGGCUGCUAUCGGGGGUAAGUCGUUGGUAAUGGGUUUUCUUGAGAGUGAAGGGGCAGUGUCGGCCUCCGUCCAAUGUUUGUUUUAUAGCAAGAUGUAUAUAUCACCUCCUAUUAGUCCCGGUUGGAUAUGGAUUCAUCUCUGUGCAUUUUUCGGAAUUCAGGAACCAUUAACAGCGGUGGAUCUUGCGGUGGUGAGGGCUAAUAUGGAGAUAAUAUCUACCGUAGGCGGUCGAACACCACUGUCAUGGGCGGUCGAGAAGGGACACGAGGCGGUGGCACGGCUACUGAUAAACGCAGGGGCCGAAAUCGAAACGAAGGAUGGCCGAGAUCUGACACCAUUAUUACGGGCGGCUAAGAAGGGACAUCAGGCGGUGGUACGACUGUUGAUAGAGGCGGGAGCCGAAACCGAAACGGAAGAUAGCAAAGGUCUGACACCACUUUCAUGGGCGGCCGAGAAUGGAGAUAAAACGACGGUAGAAUUGUUGCUAGCCGCGAAAGCCGAAAUCGAAACGAAGGAUGGCCGAGGUCUGACACCAUUAUUACGGGCGGCUAAGAAGGGACAUCAGGCGGUGGUACGACUGUUGAUAGAGGCGGGAGCCGAGAUCGAGACCAAAAGUAUGGAUGAUCGAACACCAUUAUCAUGGGCAGCUGAAGCGGGACAUGAGGCGGUGGUACGACUGUUGUUGGAUGCAGGGGCCAACGUAAAGACCACAGAUAAGUACGGCCUGACACCACUGUCAUGGGCAGCUGAGGAGGAACAUGGAUCGGUGGCGAAGCUGCUGUUAGAUGCGGGAGCUCCUAAGGUGGAUACCUACGAUCCAAACCAAUUCUUCGACCCGGCAGGGGAGAGGGCGGUGGCGGCAAAAGAUAUACAGAUAGAAAAGCUACGAUAUGACCUUCAGUCUAUCAAAUACAAGAAGUUCCAGUACCCACCGGAGGGAUCGUUUCGGAGUCUAACCCUGGAGAGACGAGAGUUGUGGGAACGGUCGCUCUUGCCGGGACAGCAGAAGCUAACGGGGGAGGGAACACUUCAGGCAGUAUUAUCAAAAAAGGACUUGGAGAUAGAAAGGCUACGAGAUAAAAGAGAGAGAAUCAAACCGCCCGGAUACGAAACGAGGCUGCGAAUAUGGCAGCAAAGGCAGGAGCAGCAGGCAGUUAUGAUGUACUAA